Oncorhynchus mykiss (rainbow trout) is the source of this 5446-nucleotide messenger RNA. The record is from RefSeq and is a predicted model, not a curated record. Lineage: Eukaryota; Metazoa; Chordata; Actinopteri; Salmoniformes; Salmonidae.
UGGAUGGGGCUGUCCUGCUUCAUGCACAGUUCAACGGAAGCCAAAAGAUUGGAACAACUUGUGAAUUCACCGGUCAGUUUGGUUUGCGUUUGCGGUAACGUUCAGAAGAAUGCUCGACGGCGGUUUCGCUGAAGAAGUUAAAGAUUGAGAAGUUGUUUUUUCUUUCUCAUAAAGUGUGCGGCGUUCAGGACUGGAGCAGGAGAGGAGGGCGAGAGGGAACAGCGGUUUGCCUACUACAACGUUUACAAUAGAAAGGAAACUUCAACUCCCGUGAGGAGUGGACUGAAGUGAAGCGGCAGCUCGUCAUUCCACAAUGGCUUUCGCUCUGAAUUGUAUAUAUUUAUUGAUGUGCUGUUCUCUCAGCUUGAUAUUUUCAGAUCACAAACAUACUGUGAAAUCACAUGAACAUCUCUCUGGAAAGUUAAGUGAAUAUGGUCUUAUGGUGCCGUUCAGCACAGACUCCCACGGCCGCUACAUCUCCCACGUGGUCUCAGUCUCAGGAGCCUGGGCCUCAGCUGCAACGGGAGAAAGUGAAAGUGAAGGUGCUGAUGCAGGUGGUGGUGCUGGUGCUUCCUCAUCCCCUGAUCCGGGAAAGAGGCGUGUGGCCCGUAGCGUCCCCGACACUCCCUCUAUCACCUCUGGCGCAGGCCAACACCUGUUUUUCAACGUCACUGUGUUUGGGAAAGAGUUGCACCUUCGCCUCAAAGCAAACAGGAGGCUGGUGGCUCCGGGGGCAUUUGUGGAAUGGCAGGAGGACUUCGAGGAGAAGGCUAAGGAGCGUCUCCACGGGGACUGUGUUUUCACUGGAGACAUAUCCAACAUGCCAGAGGCCACUGUUGCCAUAAGCAACUGUGAUGGACUGGCAGGCCUGAUCCGGACUGAUAACGGGGAGUUUUUCAUCGAGCCUCUAGAGAAGGGUCAGCAGGAUGUGGAGGUGAAAGGUCGUGUCCAUGUGGUCUACAGGAGAUCUGCCAUCAAAAGUGAACCAGUCCAAACAAGGAAGGACCUCCACAAUGAAGUGACAGACUUUGGGAUUGCUGACCUCCCCGGUGCUCUGGACCUCUUGGAGCUCAAGCUGACAGAGUCUGAGCGCAAACGGCGGCACGCCAAGAAGGACGACUACAACAUUGAGGUGCUGCUGGCUGUGGACGACUCUGUGGUGCGCUUCCAUGGCAAGGAGCACGUACAGAACUAUGUCCUCACACUCAUCAACAUAGUUGAUGAGAUCUACCACGAUGAGUCCUUGGGAACCAACAUCAACAUCGUCCUCGUCCGCAUGAUCAUGGUCGGGUACAGACAGUCCAUCAGCCUGAUCGAGCGUGGGAACCCGUCCCGUAGCCUGGAGCAGGUGUGUCGCUGGGCCAACACGCAGCAGCGCCGGGACCCCGAUCAUGCUGAGUACCAUGACCAUGCCAUCUUCCUCACAAGGCAAGAUUUUGGUCCCGCAGGUAUGCAAGGUUACGCCCCGGUGACAGGCAUGUGCCACCCUCUGAGGAGCUGCACUCUGAACCACGAGGACGGAUUCUCCUCGGCCUUCGUGGUGGCGCACGAGACCGGACAUGUGUUAGGUAUGGAACAUGACGGACAGGGGAAUCGUUGUUCUGACGAGACCAGCAUGGGGAGCAUCAUGGCACCGCUGGUCCAAGCGGCCUUCCAUCGCUACCACUGGUCACGCUGCAGUAAACAGGAACUGAACCGAUACAUCCACUCUUAUGACUGUCUCCUGGACAACCCUUUUGAACACAAGUGGCCCAAGCUUCCUGAGCUACCUGGGAUUAACUACUCCAUGGACGAGCAGUGUCGUUUUGAUUUCGGCGUGGGCUACAAGAUGUGCACCGCUUUCCGGACCUACGAUCCCUGCAAGCAGCUGUGGUGUAGUCACCCUGACAACCAGUACUUCUGUAAGACCAAGAAGGGUCCUCCGGUGGAUGGGACGGAGUGUGCACCGUCGAAGUGGUGCUUCAAGGGCCACUGUAUCUGGCGCUCCUCUAACCAGCCUCAGGGCCAUGACGGUAACUGGGGGUCCUGGACUAAGUUUGGGUCCUGCUCCAGAACCUGUGGAGGUGGAGUACGCUCCCGGAGUAGAACUUGUAACAACCCUGUGCCUGCGUACGGCGGUCGGGAUUGCCCCGGGUCCACCUUCGAUUACCAGAUGUGUAACAUGGAGGAGUGUGUCGGACCCUACGAGGACUUCCGCGCUCAACAGUGUGUCCAGAGGAGCAACAAAUAUCACAAGAACACCAAGCACACCUGGCUACCUUACGAACACCCAGAUGAGGCUCACAAGUGUGAGUUGAGCUGUCAGUCCAAAGAGACCGGUGAGGUGGUGGUCAUGAACCAGGUGAUGCAUGAUGGGACGCGGUGCAGCUACACAGACCCUUUCAGUGUCUGCACCCGGGGGGAAUGUCUGCAUGUGGGCUGCGACAAAGAGGUUGGCUCGUACAAACAAGAAGACAAGUGUGGAGUGUGUGGUGGGGACAACUCCCACUGUCGCACUGUCAAACUGACUCUCACCAAGAUACCAAAGAAAACAGGCAUGCUGAAGAUGUUUGAUAUUCCGAUCGGUGCCCGGCACAUCGUUAUAGAGGAGAAUGAGACUUCCUCCCACAUAAUUGCUGUGAAGAAUCAAGUCACAGGCAGCUUCAUAUUGAACGCUAAAAGUGGAGAUGCCAAGUCCAGAACCUUCAUCGACAGCGGUUUGGAGUGGGAGUACGUCUUCGGAAGCGGCGAGAAAGAAACCCUGAAAACAAUCGGCCCCCUUCACGAGGGCAUCGUUGUUCUGGUCAUUCCACAGGAGGAGGACACUAAGAUCAGUCUGACAUAUAAGUACAUUAUCCAUGAGGACCUGCUGCCGGUCAUCACCAAUAACAACGUUCUCCUGGCCGAGCUGGAUACCUACGAGUGGGCCCUGAAGAGCUGGUCGCAGUGCUCUAAACCCUGUGGGGGAGGUAUACAGUACACCAAAUACGGAUGCAGGAGGAAGAGCGACAGUCGACUGGUGCACCGGAACCUCUGUGAAACCAGCAAGAAGCCCAAACCCAUCCGGAAGAGGUGCAACGUGAACGAGUGCAGCCAGCCAACGUGGUUGGUGGAGGAGUGGAACCCGUGCAGUAAGACGUGUGGGAAGAUUGGCUACCAGUCCAGGGUUGUUCAGUGUAUGCAGGCCCUCCACAACGGCACCAACCGGACGGUCCACACUAAGUACUGUACAGAGGACAAGCCUGAGACCAGGAAGGUCUGUAACCCCUCUGCCUGCCCUGCGCAGUGGAGGACAGGGGCCUGGUCACAGUGUUCAGUAAGCUGUGGAGAGGGGAUUCGACAGAGACAGGUUGUGUGUAGAGCCACAGACAACACCAUCGGCCAGUGCGAGGGAGACAAGCCUGAAACUGUCCUCAUCUGUAAACUAAGCCCGUGUCCAGGACAGUCAUCGCUGCCCCCGUUCACUAAAGAAGCGAUGGAGAAUUCAACAACAAAGACGGAGGGUGUACAUCAGAUUGUUCCUGAGAAUCCUGUCCACAAACUCUCCUUCAAUGAGCCAUGUCUUGGAGACAAGUCUAUAUUCUGCCAGAUGGAGGUCCUAGCCCGUUACUGUUCCAUUCCUGGCUACAACAAGCUGUGCUGUGAGUCCUGCAACAGGAAGGAAGGCUUCACCACCCUCUUCUCUCCAUCCCCAGACCUCCACAAGACUGGAGGAUCCUCCGACUCAGACUCUGAGACUGGCCAGGAGACCUCUACCCAGCCCAACCCCACCCAACCAUCAGACUCCCCGCUCCCCACCACCACCCAGAGCCCAUCCCGAACCACUAAGACCCCUAGACGGCCUCGCUCCACUGCUCAGGGCCUGACCACCUCACCGUCGGCGAGUGCCGUCGUUCCCCAGGGUCCUUCCUUUGGGGUCAGGGAUGGAGACUUGGUCCCUGGGCUCCCUUCUCUACCUCCAGGUCCCAGCCCGCCUCUCCGGCCCCGGCUCCGAUCCAUCGCUUCUCCAGACUCCAUUGGAGACGCUGCUUUAUCGCCAUCUAAAGAGCACAGCAGUCCAAACAACCGCUCUUUAGGCCAAUCCGCCGGCCCCGGCCCUGAACCCGGGCCUGCUGGAACUGUGGCUGGCGUUGCUGCUGCCAGAUCAAGAAGGGAGGAUGUAGGAUCAGACUCGGCUCACAGAACCAGAACAACCAGGACCCUGUCCCAUUUGCUGACAUGAUCACUGACUUAUCCUGGGACUUGCUGCUCAGUAAUAUGGUCCACCGUGACUUCUGUCAGCUCAACGUUAUUGCAACGUUGUUACAGCAUUAGAGUGUUACAGCGUUACAAUGUGACAAUGUUACAAUAUGACAAUGUUACAAUGUGACAACUUUAUUACAACAUUAUUACAACCAUCUGAUGGAUUAUCCUGGACUGGACUCUCACCCGAUUGCUGCAAGAAUAAAUUAACAUAAAAUGUAAAAAAAAUAAAAAUCCAUGCCAGUGGACUUAGACCACUAAUGGUUACCUCAUCGAACCAGCAGAGUGAUCUCUAUGCAUUUGCACUGCAUCACUCAGCCCUCUCUGCUUCAGUUAAUACAUGGAAUAAUAAACAAGAAAAUAAAAGGGUGCUGGAACUAAAGUGACUACAAGACAUGUUAAACAAUGUGACGACGGCCAUUGCUACCAUUUACUUCCUGAUCUGUGUACAGUUGUGCUGUAACGUAUUUUGAAAAGUGCAUCAGAACUACUUAUUGAACUUUAAUAUUGCGAAGAUAUUGUGUGGCACGGCCACACCAACAAAAAAAAAACUUCACUUUGGGGGGGCUGUCACAAGUUGAAGUGAUGAUGUCACACGUAUUGGUGAUGUCACCAGUUUGGAGAUGAUGUCACAAUGUAUUGGUGAUGAUGUCGCAGUGUCUUGGUGAUGAUGGCACUUCCUCCAGGGAGCUUUGUAACCUCUCCCCAUUGGUGCUCUUAUUGUUGACGUGCUUCCCAAACAACCAUUUACAAGAGAUUGGGCCUCAGAGGUCAUCUAAAGGUCAACAGGUCAAGUCUGUUUGUAAAGCCAACCCCACUGUAGCAUGCACAUUACCUUUGUGGAAAAACUCACACAUAUGCUUUAAAAGAUAAAAAGAAAACCAUUCUUGAUAUUUUUUUGUAAGUGAUAUAUUUUUCAAGUAAUAUUGUAUAUAGUGUACAUUUCAGCAGCAUAUUAUUAUCUAAGAAACUAACAGCCAGCCAACAGAAUGUAAAGUAUAAUGAUGUCAGUCGAGAAGUAGAGGGAAUGCUGUAAGUCUGCAGAGUGGUUGGUCUGAUGUCACGCUGUUUCAAGUUGUGCAUUACCUCAUUUCUGUCUUGCAGUUCAUAACAUCAUUAUGUGUAUUGUAUAGUUCUUGUAUAUACAUGAAUGAAAAGCUUUAAAUGUUAAUAUUUAUUAAAUUUUUAAAUGGUAGGGAGAAAAAAAAAACGUUUGAAAGAAAAA